Molecule: messenger RNA, 894 nt
Organism: Spirodela intermedia
Lineage: Eukaryota; Viridiplantae; Streptophyta; Magnoliopsida; Alismatales; Araceae
Source: the annotation of a GenBank genome assembly
AUGGCGGAGUACGACGGCUCAGCCACCAUCAGCCUCUCCCGCACUCCAAGAGCGACCGACUCCGAAGACGAGGACGGUCCCCGCCGCACCAUCUCCCUCGCAAGCGGCGGCGCCGCCGGCGUCGGUGGCGGAAACGGGGACUCUCCAGCGACUGGGUCCGCCUUAUCUGCACCGAGGAAGCCUAGGGGCCGCCCACCGGGGUCGAAGAACAAGCCCAAGCCGCCUGUUGUGAUCACGCGGGAGAGCGAGUCGGCCAUGCGGCCGGUGGUGCUCGAGCUCGCCGCGGGCGCCGACGUGCUCGAGUGCGUCUCAGGCUUCGCGCGGCAGCGCCGCGUGGGAGUCUCCAUCAUCAGCGGCUCCGGCGCCGUCACCAACGUCACCCUCCGUCACCCGGCUUCACACCCCACCUCUCUCACCCUCCAUGGCCGCUUCGACAUACUCUCCCUCGCUGGGACCUUCCUUCCGACUAAGCUUUCUUCUCCUUCCUCCUCCCCCGCUCCAGUCGUCAAGUCGCCCUUCACCGUCUCCCUCGCCGGGGCGCAGGGGCAAGUAAUCGGCGGUGCGGUGACGGGGAACCUGAUCGCAGCUGGGCCGGUGGUGCUUCUUGUGGCGACCUUCGGGAGCCCCGAGUUCCAUAGGCUACCAGCUCCCUGUGCCGAAGAGGAGGAGGGGGAUACGGCCGCAGGAGUAGCAGCAGCAGAGGAAUCCAGGCCACUUGUGGCAGUGUCAAACGAGCCGCCAGUUUCGUCGGGGGGAAUGUCCUACGGCAGCGGCGGCGGCGGCGGCGGCGGCGGCUCCAUCAGCUGCCAGAUGCCUGUGGAAGUCCUGCCGUGGACUGGGCACGCCGAGCGCGCCACUGGGUCUCACUUCCGCCACCCCCAUCACCACUACUGA